AAAUACGACCAAUCUAACAUCUUCUUAACUUUGGCCGUUCGGCCGAUAUCGUUCGAACACUUUUUGAAUUUCGAAUCGUCGUAUGGUCGUAGCUUUUUAAGACACCCCUUGUGUGCAGCGAGGGAUAUGGAAGUGUAGGUGCGCUAUAUACAGCCCUCGAGUAUAUAGUUCGCGGGGGUGAAAGACGGCGCCGGCCGCACCCCGACGUCGCGACAUCAGUCGUCGCCUCGACGGUGCUCAACAAGUUUCUUCCGGGACUUUCUGGUUCAAAAAUUACUUCUAGUUAUUUCACUGUUUCAUUUUAGAUAGGAUAAAACGUGUAGACAAUUAUCUUUAAAAUUGAAAAAAAAUCAUCCACAUCUUAUCGCUGAUUUUACACGCAGUGGUUUUAGACAAAAUGAAGUCUGGACUGAAACAUGAAAAUAGUUUGGAAGAAGAUUGGCCUUCAACUAAGGCAAACGGGAGUAAAAUGAUACGACGAACGUCUAGGAGAACAGAAAGGCUGAAUUUCAAAUCAUCAAGGGCUUCCCGAACCACAACACCGAGAGAAAAAACACUUAGAAGAUUGGAGAGUAAUGAAAGAGAAAGAAUGAGGAUGCACAGUUUGAAUGACGCGUUUCAGUCUUUGAGAGAGGUGAUACCUCAUGUCAGUAAAGAAAGACGUUUAUCCAAGAUAGAGACGCUUACUUUGGCCAAAAACUACAUAGUGGCUCUGACCGACGUGAUUUGCGCUAUGAGGAACGACGAGCAGUCAGCAGAUCAAGAAACACCAGAGGGCCCUGAAGAAGGAGGGUCAAACCAAACAAGAACAACGGUUUGCAUAAACAUCAACACGCCAAGUUCUUCGAGAUCUUCGAGUCCAGGCAUACAGAGUUUUUACGAAAGCAAUGAGGACAAGCUAUCAUGGGAAGAAAACUCGGACGGUUGUCACACGUUUUGAGAGAACGAUCAACGAUCAAUACUGACUGCUUGAAUAUUUUCAACUUUAAUCAAAAAUGAGAUGCUAACGACAAAUUUAAGGUAUUAUUAAUAAUUCAGAUGUCUCGCAAUUUCGGGAUGUAAUUCUAGUCCUAGACCAUAAAGAGAACAAGAAAAAUAUAAUAUUAUUCGUAUAUAUUUUAGCAAAAUGCACUCAAGUAGUUCCAUUAGUAAAUAUAUAUAAAUAUAUAUAUACUAUGCCUCGUUUGUAUCAAGUAUAUAUUGUUUAAAGAUGUUGCAACGAUGGCAGAUUGAGUUGAAAAAUAAUUUACACACUCCUUUUUUUCAUAUUGUGUUACGUGAUUUUCACCUAAGUGUGAUAAUGAUUUGAUUUGUAGCUAAUUAAUGAGAGCAUUUUGCACUACUCAUAUGUAUAUUUUAGAAAUAUAAGGCGUAUCACAAAAGAACAAGAAAUGUUGAAAGAUAAUAAUAUCGUAGCUUAGUGUGUAAAAUCAGUGCCAAAAAUUGUAUGAGAAAAAAUUAUCCAAUAACAGUAUUAUUGUAAGCCAUUGAAAAUGAAGACACUAAGAG
Molecule: messenger RNA, 1509 nt
Organism: Diprion similis
Lineage: Eukaryota; Metazoa; Arthropoda; Insecta; Hymenoptera; Diprionidae
Product: protein dimmed-like
Exons: 3
Coding region: 398-940 (180 amino acids)
Molecular function (GO): protein dimerization activity
Source: RefSeq, a predicted model, not a curated record